This is a messenger RNA of Saitoella complicata NRRL Y-17804, 1189 nucleotides long. RefSeq lists its product as uncharacterized. The coding region runs from base 167 to 1153 and encodes 328 amino acids. The transcript is spliced from 2 exons. The record is from RefSeq and is a predicted model, not a curated record. Lineage: Eukaryota; Fungi; Ascomycota; Saitoellomycetes; Saitoellales; Saitoellaceae.
UCCACGAGUCUCGCCACGAGCGUAUCUGACGAACUGAGCGCAUACAUCCCGCAUUCUAGGUCCAUCUCCCGCUUUAGGGACGCUCAUGGCGUAGCUGACUGGUGAGGAUGACAGGUCGGCGAAAACCCAACCCCUUGCUCCUAUUGACUGCGAAGAGGAUGAUGACAUGCAGAUGUUUCCGGGUAUGGGAAGGAAGAGGAGAAGUGGAACAAGAAAGCAGAACGAGAAGAACGAGAAGAUGAGAGAAGACAUAGAAACACUGUUGCGUGGUUGGAAAAGGGGAGGAGGCGUGGCUAAGAAGCAUACAGUCGACACUGUAGCGAAAAGUGGAUCCAUCACGACAAGCAAAGGAAGAAUGGGGAGAGUUACUACCAGUACGCCGAAGAAGCCUGGCUUUCUCAGCGGUAAAAGUCAAGGCGGACUUCCCACUUUACUUUCGGGUCAUGCUACGCUGAGAGGGGCACCUACGCUUCCGCAGCUCUUCCCAAAAGCACAGGCGACCGGGCUUCGCCAUUCCGCGACAUAUGGAAGCCCUGCACCUACAAAGCUCGCUUCGGAUAUUGGCCAGUCACCUAACACGCUGUACGCUGCGUUUUCUCAUACUGCUGCCGAAGCGAGUGCUGCGAAAGACACAUGGACCAACAAAUUUCAUUCACAAAUCUUAGAGCGCAUCGAGAGUGCUACACAUCAUCAACAACUCUCAACACCUGCCCGUUUCAUCCAGCAACCGCCCGAGCUCCCACCCAGCUCUUUCUCCUUCGCCUGUGAUGAAGAGGGAGAACUGGACGAGGGUGAGUCCGGGUACCACUCAUUUAUCGCGCCGGUGCAGGACAGCUGGCAGGAUAAACUUCAAGGAGCAGUGAAUGAACGAAUUGAGACGGAGGCUAGCGAGUGGAUCCAAGGCGGGGGUCAUGGAGGGAGGGGUCAGGAGGAAGAACCAGUGUUGGAGAGUUUGUGGUUUGAGCCGGAGGUUGAGGAGGAGAACCCGUUUGCACGUACACACGCGAUGGAUUUGGAAAAUCGGUUGGGAUCGGAACAAGGAUUUGCAGCAAUGGUCCGGAUGGAAGAAGAUGUAGCGGGGAGGGCAAUGGACUAUCAGGAGAUCGAUGAGGGCUUUGAACAGGGAUUCUGGCAGAGGAGAAUGGAGCCGUAGAGAAAGGAAGGCAUAUCAGAUACACGAGUGGGCAGC